UUAGUUGGCAUUACUGUAUGUCACGUCAAUCAAUCGAAUUUUUGUAAUUUCGUCUAUAAAGAGGAGAUCAAUUUUUCUAAAAGGAUAACCAAAAUUUGUGAAAGCUAUAAACUUUGAAAAAGAGAAAAGAAAAAUGAAUACUUCAACUCAAUUUCCUCGUUUCGAGAAACCGGUAGUGCAGUUCAACGAAACAGGGUGGGGGCCUUGUGAGUUGCCGGAUACAUUUAAGGAUGUGCCGUAUCAGCCCUUUAGCAAAAGUGAUCGAUUGGGCAAAAUUUGUGAUUGGACGAAUACAUCAAGUAGCGAUAAAAAGUAUCAAAAUAAGUAUGCUUCGUCGUUUGGCACUGGCAAUCAGUAUGCUUAUUAUCAUGAAGAAGAUGAAACUACUUUCCAUUUAGUGGACACAGCUCGUGACCAAAAGCCACCGCACCAACGUGGACGUUUUCGUACUAAUUUACGCAAUACAAGGGCCGGACGGGGUCGCAAUACUCGCGGGGGUUUGAAUUCUGUAAUGACUACAUUGGGCGGUAAGAAUAUAAAGUCUCGCGACGCACGUCGGGGUAUGACAAAGAAAUUCGGUGCCCGGAAUGUUCCCCCUAAGAUACGUGAGUCCUCGGUCGCUGUACGCUCGGACUGGACUUCCAUCGAAGAAAUGGACUUUCCGCGUCUUAUGAAAUUAUCCUUGCCGAAUAUUAAAGAAGGCGAAGAUAUUAUAACAUGUGGGACUUUGGAAUUUUACGAUAAAACUUAUGAUCGCAUUAAUGUUAAGAGUGAAAAACCUCUGCAAAAAAUUGACCGAAUUGUCCAUACAGUGACAACUACGGAUGAUCCUGUUAUACGUCGCUUGUCUAAAACUAUUGGCAAUGUUUUUGCUACCGAUGCCAUAUUGGCUACCAUUAUGUGUUCGACUCGUUCUAAUUAUUCUUGGGAUAUUGUGAUUGAAAAGUUCGGCGAUAAGAUAUUUAUGGACAAGCGCGACAAUACGGAAUUUGAUUUAUUGACGGUAAAUGAAACUUCCGUGGAACCACCAACCGAUGAUGACAGCUCCCCCAAUUCGCCAAGAAAUCUUGCAAUUGAAGCCACAUUUAUUAACCAUAACUUCAGCCAACAAGUCCUAAAAACUGGACCUAACGAAUCUAAAUACAAGUUCGAUGAGCCCAAUCCAUUUAUAAGCGAAGACGAAGAUAUUGAGGUAGCCAGCGUUGGCUACCGUUAUAAAAAGUGGGAUCUCGGAAGCGAUAUUGUUCUGGUGGCACGUUGCGAACAUGACGGUGUUUUUCAAACGCCUAAUGGUGAUCAUCAAUUUUUAUCAAUCAAAGCGUUAAAUGAGUGGGAUUCGAAAUUAGCUAACGGUAUGGAGUGGCGCCAAAAGUUAGAUACUCAACGUGGUGCUGUUCUUGCUAAUGAAUUACGUAACAACGCCUGCAAAUUAGCUAAGUGGACUGUUCAAGCUGUUCUGGCUGGCUCGGAUCAACUUAAAUUAGGUUAUGUGUCACGUAUUAAUUCUCGCGAUCCAUCAAGGCACGUUAUCUUAGGUACACAGCAAUUUAAACCCCACGAGUUCGCUGCUCAGAGCAACUUAAGCAUGGACAAUGCUUGGGGCGUAUUACGUUGCAUUAUAGACAUUGUUAUGAAGCAGAAGGAUGGAAAAUAUUUAAUUAUGAAAGAUCCCAAUAAGCCCAUGAUACGUUUGUAUGACAUACCAGACAACACAUUUGACAGUGACGAUUCCGAUGACGGCGAAGGUGACGAUGGCGAAGCUUUUCAACCGGUUUACAAUUAUGGAAAUAAGUAAAUGUAUUGUCCUAUCAGUAUCAUUGAAGAACUAAAUACAAUUACAUUUACUUUAAAAUACAAAAAUAAAAUUCGUGGAUUACAACCAUUUAAUAAGGUCAUCGGGUCUUCGUUGCAGAAACAUGUACAGCUCGAUUGCGUGCCAUGACAGCCAA
Messenger RNA from Glossina fuscipes, 1949 nucleotides. RefSeq names its product eukaryotic translation initiation factor 3 subunit D-1 (gene eIF3d1). The record is from RefSeq and is a predicted model, not a curated record. Lineage: Eukaryota; Metazoa; Arthropoda; Insecta; Diptera; Glossinidae. Bases 134 to 1795 code for a protein of 553 amino acids. The transcript has 5 exons. Gene Ontology annotation, cellular component: eukaryotic translation initiation factor 3 complex; cytoplasm. Gene Ontology annotation, biological process: translational initiation. Gene Ontology annotation, molecular function: translation initiation factor activity.